Caenorhabditis briggsae is the source of this 744-nucleotide messenger RNA. The coding region runs from base 1 to 744 and encodes 247 amino acids. Gene Ontology annotation, molecular function: nucleoside transmembrane transporter activity. Gene Ontology annotation, cellular component: plasma membrane. The transcript is spliced from 3 exons. The record is from RefSeq and is a predicted model, not a curated record. NCBI's taxonomy places the organism in Eukaryota, Metazoa, Nematoda, Chromadorea, Rhabditida, Rhabditidae. Gene Ontology annotation, biological process: nucleoside transmembrane transport.
AUGUCCACCAAAGCAAUGACUCGCAAUAUUCUGGACCGCGCAUUCGCCUACUUUUCGAUCGCCCUGAUCACCUUGAUCUUCUGCUUCAUCUCUUUCCUGGUACUCCAGAAACAAAGAUUCUACCAAUUCUACAGUAAUCGCGCCGAGACACAGCGAGCAAAACAUGAGGAAUCCGCUGGAAAUCAAGGAAAACUGACCACCUACAUUGCGACGUUCAAAGAAGCAUUUCCAAUGCUGAUCAAUGUAUUUUUGGUGUUUUUCGUCACUCUUUCCAUUUUUCCAGGAGUCAUGAUGUAUGUGAAGGAUGAGAAGAAUGGAGGAACUUACGAUUUUCCAUUGCCACAGAACUAUUUCAUGGAUGUCACCACUUUUCUUCAAUUCAAUGUUUUUGCCUUUAUCGGAUCGAUAGUGGCUGGGAGAAAACAAUGGCCGUCCCCUAACAAACUCUGGAUUCCCGUCUACCUUCGUCUCCUCUACAUUCCAUUCUUCGCAUUCUGCAACUAUCUUCCGGAGACUCGUACCUGGCCAGUGUUCUUCGAAUCCACGUGGAUUUUCGUCAUCGUUGCCGCCUCGAUGAGCUUCGGAAGCGGAUAUUUCUCCGGACUCGCAAUGAUGUACACCUCGAAGAGUGUGGACCCAAUGAGAGCUCAAGUCGCUGGAAUGAUGGCUGGAUUCUUUUUGAUUUCUGGAAUUGUGUCAGGACUCAUUUUUACAAUGGUCAUCAAAGCUUUCGUCACUGCAUAG